AUGUUGACGUUCAGUCAUCUGAACGCAGACGCAUUCGAGAACCCCAAGAAAAACGGUCGAAAAAGACCCCGCGUUCGGGAGCCCGUAGCAUGUAACCAUUGUCGAAAAAACAAAGUGCGCUGCGAUCGCAAGUCACCAUGCAAACCGUGCCAAGAUCGUGGAAUGAACACACAGUGCACUUACUCCCGGUCCAAAAGUCCAGUUUCAGAAUCUGUAUCAAUAAUAUCCCCUCGAAGCGCAGAGAUCGAUCUACUCGCGUUGCAACAACCGACAACCCGUUCCUCCGAUGGCGAGAACUUUGACCCUCGAUCAGUUCUACCACACCAAACCACCGUCAGUCAUGCCAAUAGUGCCUUCAAGGGGUCUAACUUCAAAACAAGGCUGAUUGGUGGCACCCAUUGGAUGGCCGUGUGCAGCGAUUUGCCCGUAAUAGGGGCCAUGCUGGAGAAGACUGUUCAUUUCCAACCGACAUGGAGAACUUUCGCAGAAGUCAAAUAUCUCCUUCGUGUCGCAAACUCGGUACCAGCCGGGGUGAAUGGAGAUAGUAAGAAGCUACAGAAUCUCCUUCCCGAUCGAUCGACCUGCGAAAAGUGGAUCAGGCGAUAUUGUGAAACAUAUGGUAGAAUCUACCAUGUGGUCGACCAGAACUGCCUGAUCACUGAGCUGGAGGAAAUGUUGAUCGAAUGCGUCGAUGCUAAUGAAGUGCACGUUCUCAAGAUACUGCUGGUCAUUGCGAUUGCCAUGCAGACCGACAAGUCAGAGCGACUACGUGGGCGCAUGAUACUGCAAGAAGCUGAGAGCCGUAUUCACACAUCGACACAGUUCCAAAAACCUUGUAUCGGCGUUAUGCAGGCCUUGUUAUUGUUGCUCAUCAUGAAAACCAUCACUGCCUCUGACACUGACAAGAUUUAUAGCCUCGGAGGUAUCAUGGGGCUGACUACGCAAAUUGCUCUGAGCAUGGGCUUGAAUAGGGAUCCGGCCUUGUUCCCCGGUGUCACUCCUUACUAUGCAGAAGUUCGAAAACGAUUAUGGGCGUGUUUUUUUCGAUUGAACCUCGACUAUUGCAUCCGGAGUGGGUCCCACUUUGGUAUACGGCUGGAAGAUGUGGACUGUCCUCUCCCAAGCCCUGUCGACCUUCUAACCCUUGACCCUGAGACCAUGACGGAGUCAGGUGGCUUGUUGAACCAUAGCCAGAAAGCAACGGACCAGGCUUUCAAUAUCGCUGCAAUGAAGCUCGCUAUAGUGAGAGCUCCAUUGCACCAGCGACUUUGCUCCAUAACUCCUCAAUUAUCAAGCGAAGUACGGAAUCGAAUGCGCGAUUCCUUCCACAAGAUCCUGCGUGAGUUGCCUCCGAAUCUGCAAGAGGGAGCUUCGUCAUGCAGUCCAAUGGAAAAGCUUCAACAAGCCUUGUUAUCAAUGAGCGUGCAUAGCUUCAUGAUCAUUAUCACACUCAAUUUUGUCCUAGGAGUCCCGUCUCAUAAUUCACAGCGGGCUGACCUCUAUGAUUUAUGGGACAAUUCGGCGUCUAUUCUCUGUCAGUUGCAGGAGGUGUUACAGAUUAGCACUGAUCUGUCUAGCGUGGCGUACCAUCUUCUUUGGACUGACCUUGCCCGCGCAGCCUUGACCGCAUGUUUGGUGGUUGGUCGCCUGCGGAGAAUCAACCUGGGAACAACGGUCUCCAAUGGCCCCCAGCCAACGCUGGUCAUAUUUCAACAGCUUUUGCUGAAAUAUCUAGACUCGUUAUCGCACAUUCUAGCGGGAAGAUACCACCUCGGGCCUGUUGCAGCGAAGACAAGACUUGUCCUUGGUGUCGCAACAGCUGUCACCUCAAGCCUGAUCAACGACUUUGGCGACUCACAACAUGAUUCCAAGUUCUUCAAGGUUGGCAUCAAAGCUGCCGAGGAUGUCGUAGCCGAGAUGGAACGUUCCCUGAAACGUGAAGAACAAGACUCAACCCUAGCCUUGCUGGGAUUCAAUAGCACAGGGACUUCGGCACUACCAAGUGCACCCACCCCUCUUGCGGCAAACUGGAUGGACCAUGCACAAGUUCCAGAUCCCUUAAUUCAGACCUUGUUUCCGAGCGACUGCAACUUUUACCCAGAUUCAGAAUCUCAGGGUCUGGAUAUGCAGUCCGAUCUAUGUUUAUCAUAUUCCAUGGCGCCAUUCAAAUCUACUUCGACGAUCCAAUCCACGCCUAGUCUUUUAUGGGAAGACGUUUGA
Penicillium robsamsonii is the source of this 2220-nucleotide messenger RNA. RefSeq lists its product as uncharacterized. Gene Ontology annotation, biological process: DNA-templated transcription; regulation of DNA-templated transcription. Lineage: Eukaryota; Fungi; Ascomycota; Eurotiomycetes; Eurotiales; Aspergillaceae. Gene Ontology annotation, molecular function: zinc ion binding; DNA binding; DNA-binding transcription factor activity, RNA polymerase II-specific. The transcript has a single exon. Gene Ontology annotation, cellular component: nucleus. The record is from RefSeq and is a predicted model, not a curated record. Bases 1 to 2220 code for a protein of 739 amino acids.